ACAGACAUAAACAGACAAUGGUUUGGAUUCAGAUGAAAGUGUGCAGGAACAAUGUUUUUGAUAGUGUUCUGUUCGCGUAAGCGCACGUAAAGGAAGAUGACGACUAACUGAUUAUCUUGUUCAGAGACUGGACAAUUAUUGGAACUGGAAUAUUAUUUGUUCUUGUACACGUUAUGAAAUAAAGCAGAUCAUAGACUGUGAUCCGCAAAACUUGAAGGAGAGUGCUUGAUAAUUUGGACAUAAUAUAGGAAACCUUCACUGGAUACUCAGCUAUAUGUACAGACGGAAGUAACUUGAAGCGUUGGUGUUUUCACUGACACAAGCUGUCAGAAAUUGGAACAGGAAUCUGCUCAUCUUCUUCAAUAUUCACAUAGCGCGGGUAACGACAUCACUGAACAAAGGUAUAUCCUCGAUUGUGAGAGACUUUAGAACAGACAAUUGGAAACGUGUACAUUACAAACUUUAAGAGGCCUAUUCUUGAUGUCUGCUCAUGAUGUGAUAGUCAUGGAAUAUUGAUACAAGUGGUGUAAAAUCAUUUUUACUCGCACAUUGAUUUUGUGAUAAUUGGCGCGUAAGUAUUUGGAAUCAACUUAUUCUUACUUAUCAAAUAAAAUGUUCGCAAAAGUAAAACACUUUACGGGUGAGAUACCAACCCAAAAUCAAGUCGAGCUGUCCCCCGUUUCAGCUUCAUUCUUUAAAUAUUUGCGUGUCAUUUCUUGUCUCGGAGGAAUCUUUCGUCGCGUGAACCCUGGAGAGAAAAUGACAAAGUGGGACAGACUUAAACUUGUGUACGUCAUAUUUGUUAAAAUAGUUUUAAUGACAAGCGUUGUCUUCUUCUUCAUUGCUACCUACAACUUUGCAAUUGACUCUAAACCUGUUGCACGUCUACUGGCGUUCUGUACUGUCAUGUUACUAGGUGUGUACUUGUCAUUCGUCUACAGUAUCUUUCUGUCAAAAGCAUUCCAACUGUUGCAUGUUCGUAUUUGCAAGUAUGAGGAACGGUACGGAUUCAGCGAUGGAUUCAAGAAGUGGAUGAGGAAGUUGAGAGCAAUGGUGAUUGUCGUUCCUUUAUUCGCGGUAGUACUAAUUCCACUAAAAUACUUUAUGACGAUGGGCUAUCCUGAAGUUAGGGACGAUAUCUAUCCUACCAAUACCUUUAUGGAACCUUGGAAAUCAGUUGGAUUAGUUAUAACGUCCAUUGGAUACACAUGUUUAGAGAUUCAGUGGCAAAGCAGUUUUAUUGUUGUACAUUUUCUUUCGCUGUUUUUGUGGCAAGAAUUUAACCGUGUUGACACACAAUUCCAGGAACUUGCAAACAGUCAGCGUGGAGACACUGAAGCCAGGUUCAAUACCUUGGUAAUUCAUCAUGUUUGGAUAACUGAAGUGCUUGAGGAUAUCAACAACUAUGUGCAACACUUUAUUUUCACAUGUGUAUUCAUGACUUUGCCUGUGAUCUGUACCAUGGUAUAUUCCAUUCUAUCCAAUCCAGUUAAUUCUGUAGAAGUGAUUGCUUACAGUACAGCGUGCGUGUGCACCCUUCUGGGUUUUGGUCUGAUACUACGCGUUGGUGCACUGGUCAGUUCAAAGGCUCACGGGACUCUACAGUACGUAUGGAGGCUUGACAAAGAACGUUUCUCUGGCACAGGACUACAGAAGAUGAACCUGUUUGUGUCAAGACUGACGGGAGACAGUAUCGGCUACAACAUUCAUGGCCUCUUCACCAUCACCAUGCCAACACUCCUUGGGAUUGUAGGAACACUGGUCACCUACAUAAUUGUGGUUGUACAGUUCAAGCCACCAGACACUUCGUGUCAAUGCAACAUGUUCAGGAAUCUCACGGAGGAUGAUAUGCGUUGAGGAAGACCAUAUGUAACAUCACGUGUAGGCUCUUGUCAUCACUAACUUCAGUGUGUCACCCAUUGCUUUUCGUUGUCUUGAGCGGGAAUGCUGAGGAGGUGCAUUGAUAUCACCAUAGGGACGCCCCCAUCCAUUGACGUUCGUGACGACUGAAACUCUCGUCGUCAUGUGAAAAUCGUGAAGAAAAUGUAACAAUAAUAUUCGCAUGAACUUGUGAUUUUAGUUUGAAUUUCCUGAUUCUCACAUCUAUUUAAGAGUACAAUAAGGUAACUUUUUCAUUAAUUUCAUUUUGCAUUGACGAUUUUAAGUCAGCUUGUAUAUAUCAACCCAUAAUCUUCAAUUAACACAGUGGGGUCAUUAGAAUCAGUUGGUUUUUUCGAAAGACAAUAAUGACCACUGUUAAGUGAUCAUAACCGGGGUAUUUCUUGUUUUCCAUGUAUGGUAGUUAUUACCCGGAGGUGUGUAUUCGCCAAACAUUUUGAUCGCUUACUUAUGUCUUGAUUUCCUGUUAAUCGUUUCAACAACUGCACCAUUUUUUCCAGAGUUUGAAGUGCUGUCAGGGGUGUUUUUUGUUGUUGACAUGAACACAUCUAAUAUCUUAUAGUCAAGUACCGAGGCUAACCACUUUUCCAAAACUGACUGGAAAAUGUAUGGUUAAGGUCAUGAAAAAACUCUCAGCCCCAAAAGAAGAAUAAGCCUAGAAUCAUCUCAAAUCCUGAAUUUCACCUUCAUGUUGAACAAUUAACCAUAUAACGUACAUUCCUCAAUUACAUGUACUUCUAUUAUUGCUCUUAUUCAAAUCCCAUGCAAACAGACAAAUGUUUCAAUCAAGGUUUCACCU
Haliotis rufescens (red abalone) is the source of this 2698-nucleotide messenger RNA. RefSeq lists its product as uncharacterized. Gene Ontology annotation, biological process: sensory perception of taste. Gene Ontology annotation, cellular component: membrane. The record is from RefSeq and is a predicted model, not a curated record. NCBI's taxonomy places the organism in Eukaryota, Metazoa, Mollusca, Gastropoda, Lepetellida, Haliotidae. The transcript has 4 exons. Bases 613 to 1857 code for a protein of 414 amino acids.